Gossypium raimondii (Peruvian cotton) is the source of this 837-nucleotide messenger RNA. Its product is annotated as auxin-repressed 12.5 kDa protein. The transcript has 4 exons. The record is from RefSeq and is a predicted model, not a curated record. NCBI's taxonomy places the organism in Eukaryota, Viridiplantae, Streptophyta, Magnoliopsida, Malvales, Malvaceae. The coding region runs from base 72 to 440 and encodes 122 amino acids.
CACCAAAUAAAAGCCACCCAAAAGCACUAAAAACACAAACAGAGAAGAGAUAUAAUUGAAAGAAAAGAAAAAUGGUUCUGCUAGAGAAACUUUGGGAUGAUGUAGUGGCCGGACCUCAACCGGAACGUGGCCUUGGCCGGCUGAGGAAGAUCACAACCACCCCACCCUUGUCCACCAAAGAUGAGGCUUCAUCAAUGGCGAUGCCGACGAGUCCGACGACACCUGGGACACCAUCGACGCCGGUGUCGGCUCGUAGGGACAACGUGUGGAGGAGCGUGUUCAAUCCAGGUAGCAACCUUGCAACCAAAGGUAUUGGCGCUGAAGUUUUCGACAAGCCUCAACCUAACUCUCCUACUGUUUAUGACUGCAACCAAACGGAGGCUCAGAGACAGAUCAUGCAGGAAAACUUGGCUCUUUGUUUGGUAGCUGCGUGGAAAUAACAGUAUGCUGCUUUACAGCGGGGAGACCCGGAGCAAGCAUCACCGCUGAUUGGGCGAUGGCUGACGGCGGCGGAGGGUAGCAAAACCACUAGCAGAAGGUUGCUGCUACUGAAGGAGCAGGAUUUGCAUGUAAAUAUAUAUAUAUAUAUAUAUCGUCCUUUUUAAAAGUUUUUCAAUGGGUCAAUUAAGUAUAGUAGUAGUAAGUAAGAUGUUUAAAAGAGUAAGCGGCAGCGCAGGGUGGUCGAUGACCUUAUGUCAUUCAAGAUUCCGGCCGUGAGCGGCGGCAGCUGCUGCUAUAUUAAAUUAUUAUUAAAUAAAGGGAAGGGGUAUUGUACGAAUGAUGUUGCGUUAGUAUGUGAUUGGAACAUCAAUUUAUUAAUUAAUUUUGGGUUUUUAA